AUGAUUGGCAGCAGUGCGUUUCUGCGCACCGUGACGCGCUCGGCGGUCCCUCGUACCCGUGCGACCUCGCUGAUGCCGCGCGUGAAUGCGUUCCACACCUCGUCGCCAGCUGCGCGUGUGCUUGGCACGCAGCCUCUGCGGGCCAAGGCCUCGGGUGGUGUGUCGGACCUGGGCAACGGCUACCCUGUGAUUGAGCACGAGUAUGAUGCGAUCGUUGUCGGUGCUGGUGGUGCCGGUCUGCGUGCCGCUUUCGGUCUGGCGGAGGGCGGUCUGAACACGGCUUGCAUUACCAAGCUGUUCCCGACCCGUUCGCACACUGUCGCUGCGCAGGGUGGUAUCAACGCUGCGCUCGGUAACAUGACCGAGGAUGACUGGCGCUGGCACAUGUACGACACUGUGAAGGGUUCGGACUGGCUCGGUGACCAGGAUGCGAUUCACUACAUGUGCCGUGAGGCGCCCAACACUGUGCUCGAGCUGGAGCACUACGGUCUGCCGUUCUCGCGUACAAAGGAGGGCAAGAUCUACCAGCGUGCGUUCGGUGGUCAGUCGCUCAAGUUCGGUAAGGGUGGCCAGGCCUACCGCUGCGCUGCCGCUGCUGACCGUACUGGUCACGCCAUGCUUCACACUCUCUACGGCCAGUCGCUGCGUCAUAACACCACGUACUUUAUCGAGUACUUUGCGCUGGACCUUAUUAUGGAGGAUGGUGAGUGUGUUGGUGUGAUGGCGAUCAACCUGGAGGAUGGUACGCUCCACCGUUUCCGUGCGCACAAGACGGUGCUGGCCACGGGUGGUUUCGGUAAGGCCUACUUCAGUGCUACGAGUGCGCACAGCUGCACGGGUGACGGUCUGGCGAUGGUUUCGCGCGCUGGCCUGCCUCUCCAGGACCUGGAGUUCGUGCAGUUCCACCCGACCGGUAUCUACGGCGCCGGCUGCCUGAUCACGGAGGGUGCCCGUGGUGAGGGUGGUUACCUGAUCAACUCAGAGGGUGAGCGCUUCAUGGAGCGUUACGCUCCGACUGCCAAGGAUCUGGCCUCGCGUGACGUCGUCUCGCGUUCGAUGACCAUGGAGAUCCGUGAGGGUCGUGGUGUCGGUCCUGAGAAGGACCACAUCUUCCUGCAGCUCUCGCACUUGCCGCCGUCGGUGCUCCAUGAGCGUCUGCCGGGUAUUUCGGAGACGGCGAGCAUCUUUGCGGGUGUGGAUGUGACGAAGGAGCCGAUCCCUGUGCUCCCGACUGUCCACUACACCAUGGGUGGCAUUCCGACACGCUACACGGGUGAGGUCCUUACACAGGACGCGAACGGCAAGGACAAGGUGGUGCCGGGUCUGUACGCUGCUGGUGAGACGGCUUGUGUGUCGGUCCACGGUGCGAACCGUCUGGGUGCCAACUCGCUGCUCGACAUUGUCGUGUUCGGCCGUGCUUGCGCUCACCACAUUCUGGAGAACCUCGACCCGGGUAUGCCGCACAAGGAGCUCAAGGGCGACAACGGCCAGCAGGCCAUCAACGACAUGGACGCCAUCCGCAACGCCGAUGGCGAGCGUACGACGGCCGACAUUCGUCUCGACAUGCAGCGUGUCAUGCAGCGCGAUGCCGCUGUGUUCCGUACGCAGGAGACGCUGGAGGAGGGUGUGAAGAACAUUGACCGCGUCGUCUCGGAGUUCCCCAAGGUCGCGAUCAAGGACCGCGGUAUGAUCUGGAACACGGACCUUGUGGAGACGCUGGAGCUGCGUAACCUGCUCAGCAGUGCUGCGCAGACGAUGCACUCGGCGGAGGCUCGCAAGGAGUCGCGUGGUGCGCACGCCCGUGAGGACUUUACCGAGCGUGACGACGAGAACUGGAUGAAGCACACGCUCUCGUGGUUUGACGAGGAGACGGGCAAGGUGACGCUCAAGUACCGUGAGGUUAUUAGCAACACGCUGGAUGAGAACGAGUGCAAGUCGGUGCCGCCGUUCAAGCGUGUCUACUAA
Molecule: messenger RNA, 1965 nt
Organism: Malassezia pachydermatis
Lineage: Eukaryota; Fungi; Basidiomycota; Malasseziomycetes; Malasseziales; Malasseziaceae
Product: succinate dehydrogenase
Exons: 1
Coding region: 1-1965 (654 amino acids)
Biological process (GO): tricarboxylic acid cycle; mitochondrial electron transport, succinate to ubiquinone
Molecular function (GO): flavin adenine dinucleotide binding; electron transfer activity; succinate dehydrogenase (quinone) activity
Source: RefSeq, a predicted model, not a curated record